UAGUGCCACGUUCGACGCCUAUCGAUCGACAUCAUCUCAUAGAUAAAGCCGCAUGAAGAGCGAAACAUAUAAAGUCGAGCGUCGUAGCGCAAUAAGCAAUCACAGCAGAACCAUUUCCAGCUCGCGACACCAGCAUCAGAGACGCAGAAACGACUUGCGAGUCAACUACUCUUCGUCACAACCGUAGCAAGACCAAAAACAACUCAUCAUGCCACCCUCCAAAUGGUCCGCCAUAAACGGAGCCUCACAACCAAAAGAAGAUCCAACAACUGAGUCUUUCACCAUAACCGCUCCCCCAAAGACCGACAUCUGGCGCCGCUCCGACACAGACGACGUCUUCAACGCCCCCACUCUGUACCAAACCCUCUCAGCCGAAACUUUCAAAUCCAUCUCCGUAACAGUCUAUGCACCCUGGCACAUGCAAUACGACCAAGGCGGUCUGAUUCUCGCUUUUCCAUCUUCUGCGACUCCCAAAGCCACAGAAAAUGAGAUCAAGAAAGCUGAAGAUGAAGAGCCACAGAACCCUGUCCGCCCGAGUAAAUGGGUCAAAGCCGGGAUUGAGUUCUUCGAAUUGAGUUCUGUGUUGGGGAUUGUCGGGACGGAUAGGUUUAGUGAUUGGUCUUUGGCGCCGAUGAGUCAGGAAUAUCAUCAGAAGGCGAGGUUUAAGAUUGAGAAGAAGGAGAAGACGUUGUGGGUGUAUGCGAGACAGGAAGGGGAGGAGAAGUUGAAGCCCAUGAGAGAGAUCAAGUGGGCAUUUAUGGAGGGUCGAGAUGAAGAAGAUAUUUGGGUCGGAGUUUAUGCGGCAAAGCCUACGCCAGAAGAAGGCGAGGAUGAUGAGAAGGGGAUCGAGGUCAGCUUUUCUGAUCUGGAGCUUGAGUUGGAAGACGAGUCGUGA
Cercospora beticola is the source of this 895-nucleotide messenger RNA. Its product is annotated as DUF1349 domain-containing protein. The record is from RefSeq and is a predicted model, not a curated record. Lineage: Eukaryota; Fungi; Ascomycota; Dothideomycetes; Mycosphaerellales; Mycosphaerellaceae.